This is a messenger RNA of Eurypyga helias (sunbittern), 4840 nucleotides long. It is a transcript of the gene KIF21B, whose product is annotated as kinesin family member 21B. Gene Ontology annotation, molecular function: ATP binding; microtubule binding; microtubule motor activity. The annotation marks the transcript as partial. NCBI's taxonomy places the organism in Eukaryota, Metazoa, Chordata, Aves, Eurypygiformes, Eurypygidae. The record is from RefSeq and is a predicted model, not a curated record. The transcript has 34 exons. Gene Ontology annotation, biological process: microtubule-based movement; mitotic spindle organization.
GAUCCGUCCCCAGCUGUCCAAAGAGAAAAUAGAGGGAUGUCACAUCUGCACCUCGGUGACACCUGGUGAGCCCCAGGUGCUGCUGGGGAAGGACAAGGCCUUCACCUACGACUUUGUCUUUGACCUGGACACAUGGCAGGAGCAGAUCUACAUGACAUGCGUGGGCAAACUUAUCGAAGGCUGCUUUGAGGGCUACAAUGCCACUGUGCUGGCAUACGGCCAGACUGGUGCGGGGAAGACGUAUACCAUGGGCACCGGCUUCGACGUGAGCAUCUCUGAGGAUGAGCAAGGCAUCAUCCCACGGGCCAUCGGCCACCUCUUCAGCGGCAUCGAGGAGCGCAAGCGGGCGGCACAGAGUCAGGGCAUCGCGGCGCCCGAGUUCAAAGUCAGCGCCCAGUUCCUGGAGCUCUACAAUGAGGAGAUCCUGGACCUGUUUGACAGUGCCCGUGACCCUGACACACGCCACCGCAAAUCCAACAUCAAAAUCCACGAGGAUGCCAGCGGGAGCAUCUACACCACGGGGGUCACGUCACGCCUCAUCAGCUCAAAGGAUGAGUUGAUCCAGUGCCUAAAACAGGGGGCUCUUUCCCGCACCACCGCCAGCACCCAGAUGAAUGUGCAGAGCUCCAGAUCCCAUGCCAUCUUCACCAUUCACCUGUGCCAGAUGAGAGUGUGCACCCGCCCGGAGCUGGUGAAUGGGGAGGUGACCAGCCUCCUGGAUGGAGCCCAGCCCACCACCGAGUAUGAGACCCUCACGGCCAAGUUUCACUUCGUAGACCUGGCUGGCUCGGAGAGGCUGAAGCGAACAGGUGCUACCGGUGAGAGAGCAAAGGAAGGCAUCUCCAUCAACUGUGGACUGCUGGCCUUGGGGAAUGUCAUCAGUGCCCUCGGAGACCAGAGCAAGAAAGUUGUGCAUGUGCCCUACCGUGACUCCAAGCUCACCCGCCUACUGCAGGAUUCCCUUGGGGGCAACAGCCAAACCAUCAUGAUUGCCUGCGUGAGCCCCUCUGACCGGGAUUUCAUGGAGACCCUGAACACGCUCAAGUAUGCCAACCGGGCUCGCAACAUCAAGAACAAGGUGGUGGUGAACCAGGACAAGACAAGUCAGCAGAUCAGCGCGCUGCGGGCUGAGAUCGCCCGCCUGCAGAUGGAGCUGAUGGAGUACAAGGCAGGCAAGCGAGUCAUUGGGGAGGAUGGCUCAGAGGGCUACAGUGACCUUUUCCGUGAGAACGCCAUGCUGCAGAAGGAGAACAGUGCCUUGCGCAUGCGGGUGAAGGCCAUGCAGGAGGCCAUCGAUGCUAUCAACAGCAGGGUCACCCACCUCAUGACCCAGGAGGCCAAUCUGAUGCUGGCCAAGGCAGGUGAUGGCAAUGAAGCCAUUGGUGCCCUCAUCCAGAACUACAUCCAGGAGAUUGAAGAGCUGAGGACAAAACUCCUGGAGAGCGAGUCCAUGAAUGAGUCCCUGCGUCGCAGCCUCUCGCGUGUCUCUGCCCGGCCCCCCUACUCCAUGGGCUCGUCCCCUGCAUCUGGCUUUGCUGGCCUGUGCAGCCCUGCUGCUCUAGUGGAGACGGAGGCCUCUGAUGUCCUCCAGCGGGCUAAGCAGGACUUGGAGCGCCUGAAAAAGAAAGAGAGGAGGCAGAGGAGAAAAAGCCCAGAGAAGGAAGCAUUUAAGAAGCGGCAGAAACUGCAGCAGGACAACGGGGAGGAGACGGAUGAGAACGAGGGGGAAGAGGAGGAGGAAGAACAGGAUGAGAGCGGCUGUGAGGAAGAGGAUGGACAUGAGGAUGAAGAUGAGGACUCGGGCAGUGAAGAGAGCCUGGUGGACUCAGACUCGGAUGCAGAGGAGAAGGCCGUGAAUUUCCAGGCAGACCUGGCAGAUCUGACUUGUGAGAUAGAGAUCAAGCAGAAGCUGAUUGAUGAGCUGGAGAACAGCCAGCGGCGCCUACAGACCCUCAAACACCAGUAUGAGGAGAAGCUGAUCCUGCUGCAGAACAAGAUCCGGGACACACAGCUGGAGCGGGACCGGGUCCUGCAGAACCUCAGCACCAUGGAGUGCUACACGGAGGAGAAAGCCAACAAGAUCAAAGCAGACUAUGAAAAGCGUCUGAAGGAGAUGAACCGGGACCUGCAGAAGCUCCAGGCAGCCCAGAAGGAGCAUGCUCGCCUGCUCAAGAACCAGUCCCGUUACGAGCGGGAGUUGAGGAAGCUGCAGGCAGAGGUGGCAGAGAUGAAGAAAGCAAAGGUUGCGCUGAUGAAGCAGAUGCGUGAGGAGCAGCAGCGGAGGCGGCUGGCAGAGACAAAGAGGAAUCGGGAGAUUGCGCAGCUCAAGAAGGAGCAGCGCCGGCAGGAGUUUCAGAUCCGGGCUCUGGAGUCUCAAAAGCGGCAGCAGGAAAUAGUGCUGCGGAGGAAAACCCAGGAGGUCUCAGCACUGCGCCGUCUUGCCAAGCCCAUGUCUGACAGGGCUGCGGGGAGGACGAGCCAGAAGCCAGCCAUGCUGGACUCGGGGGUGGAGGUCUCAGCCAGUACCACCUCCUCCGAGCCCGAGUCCAGUGCUCGCUCUGUCUCCAGCAUCGUGCGCCAGUGGAACAGGAAAAUCAACAACUUCCUGGGAGACUCCUCAUCCUCCGUGAAUGGGGCUCGGUCCACCAGGAAGAAGUUCCCCAAGAAGAGUGUGAGCCAGACCUUCAGUAAAGCCGCCCGUCUCAAAUGGCAGUCCCUGGAGCGGCGCAUCUUUGACAUUGUCAUGCAGAGGAUGACCAUUGUCAACCUGGAGGCUGACAUGGAGCGGCUCAUCAAGAAACGUGAAGAGCUGGCGCUGCUGCAGGAAGCAUUGCUGGGUAAGAGGGCGAAACUGCAGGCAGAGAGCCCCAUGGAGCAGAAGGGGCUGCAGGAGCUGAACGAGGAGAUCGAAGUGCUGGGAGCCAACAUUGACUACAUCAACGACAGCAUUUCUGACUGCCAGGCCACCAUCAUGCAGAUUGAGGAGACCAAGGAGGAGCUGGACUCCACGGACACCUCGGUGGUGAUCAGCUCCUGCUCCCUGGCCGAAGCCCGGCUCCUGCUGGACAACUUCCUGAAGGCCUCCAUCGACAAGGGGCUGCAGGUGGCACAGAAGGAGGCCCAGAUCCGCCUGCUGGAGGGGCGCCUGCGGCAGACAGAUGUGACCGGCUCCUCGCAGAACCACGCCAUCCUGGAUGCCCUGCGGGAGAAGGCUGAGUUGCACCCUGAGCUGCAGGCCCUGAUCCAGAACGUCCAGCAAGAGAAUGGCUACACCAGCACAGAUGAGGAGGUCUCCGAGUUCAGCCUAGCUUCAGAUGGGAGCGUCUCCCAGUCUUUCACCAUGAAGGGCUCAGCAAGCCAGGACGACUUCAAGUUCAAGGGAGAGCCCAAGCUCUCAGGGCAGAUGAAGGCAGUGUCGGCUGAGUGUCUAGGACCCACGCUGGACGUUUCCACCAAGAACAUCACCAAGUCCUUAGCAUCCCUGAUGGAGAUCAAAGAGGAUGGAAUCAGCUUCUCCAUCCGAGACCCCUAUCACAAGGAGAAGGUGUCACGCACCAUCAGCCUGCCCACACGAGGAAGCACCUUUCCCAGGCAAUCUCGUGGUUCGGACACUUCACCUCUUACAAGGAGGAAAUCCUAUGAUCGUGGGCAACCUGUCAGGCCUCCAGAUGUUGGCUUCACGCCUCCCUCCUCCCCACCCACCCGUCCACGCAACGACCGCAAUGUCUUCUCUCGUCUCACAAGCAACCAGAGCCAGGGGUCUGCCUUGGAUAAGUCUGAUGACAGCGAUUCCUCUGUCUCGGAGGUGCUGAGGGGCAUCAUUAACCCCGUGGGUGGCACGAAGAAUGUCCGGACAGCCCCGCUGCAGUGCAUCUCUGUGGCGGAAGGACACACCAAGCCUGUGCUCUGCCUGGAUGCCACCGACGAGCUGCUUUUCACUGGGUCCAAAGACCGGAGCUGCAAAAUGUGGAACCUGGUGACAGGCCAAGAAAUUGCUUCCCUCAAGGGUCACCCAAACAACGUGGUUUCCAUCAAGUACUGCAGCCACACAGGGCUGGUGUUCACCGUGUCCACGUCGUACAUCAAAGUGUGGGACAUCCGGGACUCAGCACGGUGCAUCCGCACCCUCACAUCUUCUGGACAGGUGAUUUCUGGGGAUGUGUGUGCAGGGACCACCACCCGCACUGUCACCAGUGUGCAGGGGGAGCACCAGAUCAACCAGAUUGCUCUCAACCCCACUGGCACCAUGCUGUAUGCUGCCACUGGCAACUCCGUCCGCAUCUGGGAGCUGAGCAGGUUGCAGCCCAUUGGGAAGCUGAGCGGCCACAUCGGGCCUGUGAUGUGUCUCACGGUAAACCAGACGUCAAGCAACCACGACCUGGUGGUCACGGGCUCCAAAGAUCACUACGUCAAGGUGUUUGAGAUUGCUGAGGGUAUGGUGGGCAAUAUUGGCCCCACACACAACUUUGAGCCCCCUCACUAUGAUGGCAUUGAGUGCCUGGCCAUCCAGGGAGACAUCCUCUUCAGCGGCUCCAGGGACAACGGCAUAAAGAAGUGGGAUCUGGAGCAGCAGGAACUUAUCCAGCAAAUCCCCAAUGCCCACAAAGACUGGGUCUGUGCACUGGCUUUCAUUCCUGGCCGCCCCAUGGUGCUGAGUGCCUGCCGAGGAGGCAUGAUCAAAGCCUGGAAUGUGGACACCUUCACACCGGUUGGGGAGAUCAAAGGGCACGACAGUCCCAUCAAUGCCAUCUGCACCAACUCAAAGCACAUCUUCACUGCCUCCAGUGACUUCACAGUGAAGCUCUGGAGUGGGAGGAGGUUACCUGCAGGGUCAAACUAG